This is a messenger RNA of Prinia subflava (tawny-flanked prinia), 1385 nucleotides long. RefSeq names its product formin-like protein 1. NCBI's taxonomy places the organism in Eukaryota, Metazoa, Chordata, Aves, Passeriformes, Cisticolidae. Bases 30 to 1379 code for a protein of 449 amino acids. The record is from RefSeq and is a predicted model, not a curated record. The transcript has 5 exons.
UGGGGCGAAACCGAACCAGAGCGCGGGCGAUGGAGCGGAGGCUCAGCCUGGAGCAGCGAACGGAGCGUCUGGUGCAAAGGAGGUGGGAGAGCAGCCUGGCCUCAAGUGCCCCUCGGGAUCCCCAGGCCCUGCUCAGGCCCCGCCCCCGCGGGCCAGAGAAGGCGACGCCUCCGCUUGGCCCCGCCCCCUGCUCGUCAAUGCUCGAUGACCCCCUCGUCCAAUGGCGCUUGAGGCGGUGCCGAGGGGAGGAGCCAACGCUGGACACGCCCGUGGUGAGCAGGGCCCUGCUGGGCUCUGCUGCUCCCCAAGGUGCCCUGCAGGGGGCAGUGCCCUGGGAGUCACGUGACCCCCCUGAGGCGCCAUGGCCGAUCACGGGACACCUCCGCAAGCACCAGGGGGCGUCUUCACCCCAGGCGGUCUCCCAGGAACCCUGGGGGAAGGAGCCAUGUUGGAAGUCACAUGACACCUGCAAGGCCCCCUGGCCAAUGAGGAGCAGCUCUCUGGAUACCCUGCAGGGGGCACUAUACUCACAGUCACGUGACUCCCACGAGGCCUCCUGGCAAAUCAGCAGCCGCUGCUGUGCAUCUCUGCACCAGGGAGCGCCACCCUGUGGGAAGCGGGAGUCCCAUGAACCUUUGCGGCAGGAGCCACUUUGGGAGCCACAGGACUGCCUCGGGGCUCUGCGCUGUGUGCCAGAUUGGAGGCCAUGUGACUCCCAGCGUGCCCUGCAGCUUGCAAGGGAGUCGCUUCCGGAGUCCCUCCGCCUGGGAUGGCCAGGCCUCAGGUCACGUGACCGCUGUGAGGCCCCACAGCCACUCAGGAGCAGUGCUCGUGAUGCCCUACAGGGGGCACUGUUGCAGCAGCCACUGGCACUUCUGGCUCAGGAAGUCCCUUGUGGCUCUGGGCAAACACUUCUGGGACUGCCACCCCCUGUGACAUGCAGGACCCCCAGGCCCUCUGCAGGACCCCCUCCUCUGGAUGCUGCGAUGCCACCGCCGAGCCAUAAGGGGACGCCUUCGGGCCAUCGAGACCCUCCUGGAAUGCCCACCUGGGUACCCUCAACCCAUGGUGGGGCCAAUAAAGCAGUGACACCCCAAAAUUGCACCAUAGAGGUGCAGAGACUCCCCAAAUCUCCUUCCUUACCUCCCCCACCUUUGAGAUUGCCCCCAGUCCUCUCUCUCCCCAUAUGUCCCCAAGAGUAUUUAGGGGGUUCUGGGUGCUCAAAAGAGGGUGUUGGUGGGGUAUUUGGUGUCUCUAGGGGGUCCAUGAGGGUCUCUGGGGUGUUUGGAGGGCCUCUGAGGUUGCAGAAGGACUUUGGGGGGUGUAUGGGGAGCACUGGAAAUCAGAAGUGGUUGGGGGGGGGCACUGGGUGUCUAUAGGGGGUC